UUAAACAGCAAUAUGAAGCGGCUGCUUUGCUCGUCUACAAAAUAGCUGUCGAUUGUUACACUUGGUAUAAACAAAUAGCAUUUUUGCAGUUUUAUAAUUAAAAUCAAUAUUCUCGUGAUUAAUUAUUGUUGUUCUCAUUAUAUUUUAGGUUAUGUGCAUUAAAGAUUAAGAAGUUAAUAUCAAAGUUUUAAAUUAUUUUUAUUUAAGAUUAAUUUAUAUUUUUAAAAUUGUUCACUUUUACGAAUCACCCUGGGUAAUCAAAAGCUAUUCAAAGGUUAUCAUUAUUUUAAAAUGGAAAUGUGUAGUUCCAAUGCCUAGUGUUAAAGAUGAAUCAGAGCCAGAAGGAGAAGAAAUGUCUCACGAUAGCAAUGAUAGCAACCAAAGUUCUGCGUCGUGUGAUAGUAGUGCAGAACACAGUGACAGCGAUGACUCCUCGGAGAUGGAUGAAGAUGAGUGCGAAAGAAGACGUAAUGAGUGUAUGGAGAACUUAGUUGAUUUAGAAAGACAAUUUACAUUACUCAAAGAACAAUUGUAUCGUGAAAGAAUAACACAAGUCGAUACCAAACUUGGAGAAGUACGCGUUGGUAAAUCAGAAGAAUAUUUAAUACCCCUAGAACGUUUAAAAGAAAAUAUGAAAACCAAAACUGAAGUAGCUGGAAUAUUGAAACAAUACAGAUUACAGAAUAUAGAAAAUAAAUUUUUAGCAGAGGAACAGGCCGCUUUGCAAAAUUUUGAAAGUGAGAAAGAAUUAAUUUGGGAUUAUAUACAUAAUGAUCUUCAGGAGAAAAUACGUAGAUUAGAAGAGGAUAGAAAUAAUGUUGACAUACAUGCAGAUUUAUGGUUAAAUUCAAGUGGUAGAAGACGUAGGAAUCAUACAGAGAGAAGGAAAGCAGUUUCAGUAGCAGGACCGUAUAUCGUUUAUAUGCUUAAUGAUUCUGAUAUUUUAGAAGAUUGGGCCUUAAUAAAAAAGAGUUUGAGUAGUAGAAAAACAGAAAUAAUUUAAAAUAUAAAUUUGUAAAUCAACACUUGUCACUAUGUGAAUGUACAUUAAUAUGAACGUGUAGUGUUACGCUGCAAAAUUAACAAAUUAUUUUCUCUUUUAAAAUUGACUGUGGCAACUGUUAUUUUUGAUGCAGUCAUCUUUUUGAUUUUCCUCAUCUAUGAUACUGUGCCUUUAAGUGCAAUGAACUGAACAAAAAUUAAAACCUCCUUUGCAUCAUGAGAAACUGUUGUUAAAAGCAAUGGAUGGUUAAAGUGUAAGUCUAAUAGAACAAUAUCUUUAAAGUAUACUUAAUGCUAUACUUAAAAACAAAAACAAAAAAAAAGCAAGAACUUCGAAAGACCUUACUAAUUGUACAUCUAAAUUUUAUAUUGUGAUAUAAUAAAGAUAUUUAAAUUAA
Molecule: messenger RNA, 1400 nt
Organism: Polistes dominula (European paper wasp)
Lineage: Eukaryota; Metazoa; Arthropoda; Insecta; Hymenoptera; Vespidae
Gene: Brms1
Product: breast cancer metastasis-suppressor 1-like protein
Source: RefSeq, a predicted model, not a curated record